Messenger RNA from Ailuropoda melanoleuca (giant panda), 2966 nucleotides. RefSeq names its product grainyhead like transcription factor 2 (gene GRHL2). Gene Ontology annotation, molecular function: DNA-binding transcription activator activity, RNA polymerase II-specific; RNA polymerase II cis-regulatory region sequence-specific DNA binding. The transcript has 16 exons. NCBI's taxonomy places the organism in Eukaryota, Metazoa, Chordata, Mammalia, Carnivora, Ursidae. The record is from RefSeq and is a predicted model, not a curated record. Gene Ontology annotation, biological process: neural tube development; brain development; regulation of transcription by RNA polymerase II. Gene Ontology annotation, cellular component: nucleus. Bases 339 to 2216 code for a protein of 625 amino acids.
UCCUUGCGAGAAAGUUACCUGUGGCCGCCCAAGUCCGCCACUUUCUGCUCUGUGGCUGCCCAUUGCCACGAUCCAGGAGGACUCCGCGCCGCCCGGCCGCCUCCGAGCUCGGGCCCCAUGUGAGGGGCCCCCCCUUAUCCCACCUUUCCGGCUAGGUGAGGGCGCGAGCGGGCGAGCGAGCGAGAGUGGUGAGGGGGGACGGAAAAGCAGAAUUACCUGUAGCUCUUGUUCUGCCAUCUCGGGCGCUCUCACACACCUUCACCUGCACAGACUUGAAAGUCCAGUUUCACCAGAGGCUGAGGCUCCAGGAAAAGGGGAGCGAGUUCAUUGGAUCAAACAUGUCACAAGAGUCGGACAAUAAUAAACGACUGGUGGCCUUAGUGCCCAUGCCCAGUGACCCUCCGUUCAAUACCCGAAGAGCCUACACCAGUGAGGAUGAAGCCUGGAAGUCGUAUUUGGAGAAUCCCCUGACGGCGGCCACCAAGGCGAUGAUGAGCAUUAAUGGUGACGAGGACAGUGCUGCUGCCCUCGGCCUGCUAUAUGACUACUACAAGGUUCCUCGAGACAAGAGGCUGCUGUCUGUAAGCAAAGCAAGUGACAGCCAAGAAGAGCAGGAUAAAAGAAACUGUCUUGGCACCAGUGAAGCCCAGAAUACUUUGAGUGGAGGAGAAAACCGAGUGCAGGUCCUAAAGACUGUUCCAGUGAACCUUUCCCUAAAUCAAGACCACCUGGAGAAUUCGAAACGGGAACAGUACAGCACAAACAUCUCCGAGAGCCCAGCCAUCAUCCCCGUAUCAGGAAUCACAGUGGUGAAAGCUGAAGAUUUCACACCUGUUUUCAUGGCCCCACCCGUGCACUAUCCCCGGGGAGACGGUGAGGAGCAACGUGUGGUUAUCUUUGAACAGACUCAGUAUGGCGUGCCCUCCAUGGCCAGCCACAGCACCUACCUCAAGGAUGACCAGCGCAGCACCCCGGACAGCACUUAUAGCGAGAGCUUCAAGGAUGGAACCACAGAGAAAUUCCGGAGUGCUUCAGUUGGGGCUGAGGAGUACAUGUAUGACCAGACAUCAAGUGGCACAUUUCAGUACACCCUGGAAGCCACCAAAUCUCUGCGUCAGAAGCAGGGGGAGGGCCCCAUGACCUACCUCAACAAGGGACAGUUCUAUGCCAUAACGCUCAGUGAGACUGGAGACAACAAAUGCUUCCGACACCCAAUCAGCAAAGUCCGGAGUGUGGUAAUGGUGGUCUUCAGUGAAGACAAAAACCGAGACGAACAGCUGAAAUACUGGAAGUACUGGCACUCCCGGCAGCAUACGGCAAAGCAGAGGGUCCUUGACAUUGCUGAUUACAAGGAGAGCUUUAAUACGAUUGGAAACAUCGAAGAGAUUGCAUAUAAUGCUGUUUCCUUCACCUGGGACGUGAACGAAGAGGCGAAGAUUUUCAUCACUGUGAAUUGCCUGAGUACAGAUUUCUCCUCCCAGAAAGGGGUGAAAGGACUUCCUUUGAUGAUUCAGAUUGAUACAUACAGUUAUAAUAAUCGUAGCAAUAAACCCAUUCAUAGAGCUUACUGCCAGAUCAAGGUCUUCUGCGACAAAGGAGCAGAAAGGAAAAUCCGAGACGAAGAGAGGAAGCAGAACAGGAAGAAGGGGAAAGGCCAGGCCUCCCAAACCCAGUGCAACAACUCCUCUGAUGGGAAGUUGGCGGCGAUACCUUUACAGAAGAAGAGUGACAUCACCUACUUCAAAACGAUGCCUGACCUGCACUCACAGCCGGUCCUGUUCAUACCUGAUGUUCACUUUGCAAACCUGCAGAGGACGGGACAGGUGUAUUACAACACGGAUGAUGAACGAGAAGGCAGCAGUGUCCUUGUUAAACGGAUGUUCAGGCCCAUGGAAGAGGAAUUUGGUCCAGCACCUUCUAAGCAGAUGAAAGAAGAAGGGAUGAAGCGAGUGCUGUUGUACGUGCGGAAGGAGACGGACGAUGUGUUCGAUGCUUUGAUGUUGAAGUCCCCCACGGUGAAGGGCCUGAUGGAAGCGAUAUCCGAGAAAUACGGGCUGCCUGUGGAGAAGAUCACGAAGCUUUACAAGAAAAGCAAAAAAGGCAUCUUGGUGAACAUGGACGACAACAUCAUUGAGCACUACUCGAAUGAGGACACCUUCAUCCUCAACAUGGAGAGCAUGGUGGAAGGCUUCAAGAUCACACUCAUGGAAAUCUGAGCCCUGCUCUUAGCAUCCACUCGGCAGGGGUCUCGGUGCCUUCCUCCGCAGCAGAGAUGGAGGCCCGGGCCCGGAACCCGGACACCCGCUCCCCCACCUCACAACCACUGUUACAGACUGUGCUGGGAGCUGGGCGAGGCCUGGAGCCCCGUUCCUUACCAGCGUGUUUGGCCCACGCACUGGCUCCGACUGGAGCCGAAGCCUGAGCCCCUCCAGAGGGUGUGCUGGGCCUGCCACACACUUAUUUAUUGUCCACCUUGCUCUGGAGCCGGGGUCCAGGCCCACUAGGAUGCUGCUGGACACCGCUGGCCCCAGAUGAGACCGUCCGGAGCCCUCCCCUUCCAAGGGAAACACAGCCAAUCCGUUCGCCCCGAAGAGCCUGAGAAGGUCUGGCUCCUCUGCUGCCCUUCUGCUUCUGCUGCGGGCCGGACCACACGGGCUGCUGCCGCCGCAACAGUCAGGGGGCCUGAGGUGGACACCACUUCGCGGUCAGAAACCUUCAGGGGGGCUAAACACCUCCCGGGGUUUCCAGCAAGUGGCCACCAGGCCUUGUACAGGAAGGCGUUCAGCUCCCAUGUACUUAGUAACCCAGAAGGGCCGCCUGGCUGUCAUGUACAUAGUGUUUAUAAUAUCGCAAUAAUAUAUUUUACCUGUGCUGUGUGGGCAUGUUUACUGCCGCUGGCCUAGGGGAGGCAGAGCCGAGACUCCGCUUUCCGCGAGAGGGCCGCCUCUGUGCUGUGCGGGGGGGUG